UGAUCGGUUUCCAUACUACAAAUCGAACGAUGAUCGUUGGAAGAAUUCAGUGCGACAUAACCUCUCCAUCAAUCCGCAUUUCCGCAAAGGUCACAAAGCGCCACAAGGAGCUGGCCACCUGUGGACAAUAUCCAGUGGAGACUCAGCAGAAAAUGUGCUAGCAUGGGAACAUAAGAAGCAGCGACUGGACUUAUUCUUCAAAAUGGAGUCCAUGAAUCGUGAACGCCUACAGCAGCAUCAACAACAAAUGCAGCAGCAGCAAAGUUGCACCUCACCACAUCCGGAUUGCCAACAAAUGCAGCAGCAGCAACAACAGCAACAACAACAAGGACCCCAACAACAAUGCGUCUAUGAUGAAGCCGCAACAGCAGCCGCCACAAUUACACGAGAAAUGCUCAACAGCAGCAGCAGCGAAGAGACCUGCGGGCAGAGAUGCAACACAACUACGGACAACAACAAUCACAGACUAGAGAGCACAUCGUUGGUGCAUGAAUUGCCAUUCAACGAUCUGAUGAGCGACGAAGAGCUCCGCAAAACGGCUGGACAAAUUCUGAAUGGCAUACAUCGCGAGGUAGAGGUGCAAUCGGUGAACUCAAUUAUUAGUACCUAUCACGAUGUGCUGCUGGAUAAUGAAGAUUACCUUAAUCCCAUUCACAAGGAUGUCGCUGUGCAUGAGAGUGGUCUACGUAGCACGAAUGCAACACAUCUGCCAACCGCUACAUAUACAAAUUCCCAUAAUUCGAGCUCCCAGUAUUAUGUCACCGAAAUCGAUCCACUCGAACUGGGCAUACAAAUGUCACAUCAAGUGGGUGCGGAGGAGGUGCUCUUCAGCGAUGAAUUCAAUUUGAAUUACUUUGGUUACAAUGGCGCCAAUGAUAUUGUUGCCUGA
Messenger RNA from Rhagoletis pomonella (apple maggot), 889 nucleotides. RefSeq names its product forkhead box protein C1-like. Gene Ontology annotation, molecular function: cis-regulatory region sequence-specific DNA binding; DNA-binding transcription factor activity. The transcript has 3 exons. The annotation marks the transcript as partial. Lineage: Eukaryota; Metazoa; Arthropoda; Insecta; Diptera; Tephritidae. Gene Ontology annotation, cellular component: nucleus. Gene Ontology annotation, biological process: regulation of DNA-templated transcription. The record is from RefSeq and is a predicted model, not a curated record.